AUUGUUUCGUCCUCCGCUCCUCUCCUCCCCUCUCCGCUCCUCUCCUCUCCUCUCCCCUCCUCUCCUCUGCUUCCUCCCCUCUCCUCACCUCUCCCUUCUUCUUAUCCCCUCUCCUCACCUCACCUCUCCCUUCUUCUUAUCCCCUCCCCUCCCCUCGCAUCAUAACCUGCUCUCUGCGCGCCCCCCAGCUUCCGGGUUUGUGGGCUUUCUGAUUCGAUCUUCUCUUUCGCUCGUUUUGUCCGUUGGCAAGCUCCUUCAUUGCUUCUUCUUGUAUCGGGUGUCGUGCUAUCUACGGGUAGCACGGUGAAAGAGUCUGAGCAAGAGGAGUGGAAGGAUGACGUGUACCGCCAUGGACAGCUCUCCGCAGCUGCCGUCAGGACCCUCUUCUAUCCCCGCACACCGACGGGCCUCUGAUUCUCUGGAAGAGAGCAUCUCGACGCCGCAGAACAGCAAGGCGCCGGAAGUCCUGGACCUGCGCAACAAGUCGGCGUCAUGCUCGGUCUUCGAGCUUGCAAACCGAUACACGGUGAAGAAGGUGAUCGGAAAGGGAGCUUUUGGUUGUGUCGUAGCAGGAGAGGACGAGUUCGGUAACCCGGUAGCUAUCAAGAAGCUCAGUCAUGCCGUCUCCGACAGCCGCUCGUCUCGACGGCUCCUCCGUGAGCUGAGAUUUCUCCGCCACGUUCGGGGACACCCCAACGUCAUCUCAGUGGAGGAUGUGGUGGUGAAGCAGAGGGGCGGUGAGGUGGACGUGUACAUCGUGACGGAGCUCAUGGAGGCGGACCUGGAGCAGAUCAUCAAGUCCUCCCAGGCCCUCACGACCGAGCACGUCCGUUGCCUCAUCUUUCAGAUCAUCAACGGGCUCCGGCACAUCCACUCGGCCGGGAUCGUCCACAGGGACCUGAAGCCUGCCAACAUGAUCGUGGACUCAGAGUGCCGGCUCAAGAUCUGCGACCUCGGGCUCAGCCGGCACAUCGCCGACCCGUCGGUCUCGCAGCACUACGACGCCAAGUUCACCGACUACGUGGUCACUCGGUGGUACCGCGCUCCUGAGCUGCUGCUGGGGAACAGGAUCUACGACCACAAGGUGGACUUGUGGGCAGCUGGUUGUAUCCUGGGGGAGCUGCUGGGGAGGAAGGCGCUGUUCAAGGGGUCAGACACUGGAGACAUGCUGAGGAAGCAGGUGGGAGUGAUAGGAAGCCCCUCGGAGGCGGACCUGGCGAUGCUGACAGGAGACGAGGCCGCGAGGAACUACAUGAGAAAGAUGCCGGUGCGGCCCCGGGUGAACUCGUUCGAGCUCUUCCCGGGGGGAGACUUGGCGGCGCUGGAGCUGCUGGACUCGUUGCUGCAGUGGGACAGCAGGCGGAGGAUCGGAGCCGACGAGGCACUAAGGAGCUCCUUCCUUCUCGAGCUGUUCGAACCCGCCAGCAGCCUUGCCACCAACCACUGCGAACUCGCAGCGAUCUCGUGCGGGUCGUUGGGGAGCGAGCAAGUGACGAACUUGAUCUUCCUGGAAGGAGCCCUGUGGAGGACGAGGAGCGGACAUCGCUGUUCCCCUAUCGACCUGGAGAUGCGCAGCAACCCGCGGGUCCCUCACUUUUGCGCAUGCUCGUGCGGGCAGAAGUUCAGGAGGGGAUGCGACUUUCUGCAGCACUUAGAGGGCCUCGCAUGAUGGGGACGGUGAAGGAGGAGAAGGGGGGGAGGGAGGAAGGGAGGGAGGGAGGAGACUCUGAGAAGGAGUGAGACAGGAGAGCUUCAAGAUAGGAGGGCAAGUGGCUCUGAGCAGGAGGGAGAACCUCCUGCGAGCCGAUUGCUCCUCCUUCUGAUUCUACUGAUCGCCUCUGACUUCCUUGACUUGAGAACUGCUGCUACCAAGGCUACAGCCCGUAUGAAGAAGGAACAAGUUCAUUCUCUUAUCCUUAGUCAUUCUUUUAAUGAAAGCAAAGACUUUC
Messenger RNA from Guillardia theta CCMP2712, 1949 nucleotides. RefSeq lists its product as hypothetical. The coding region runs from base 335 to 1669 and encodes 444 amino acids. Gene Ontology annotation, biological process: intracellular signal transduction; protein phosphorylation. Gene Ontology annotation, cellular component: nucleus; cytoplasm. Lineage: Eukaryota; Cryptophyceae; Pyrenomonadales; Geminigeraceae. The record is from RefSeq and is a predicted model, not a curated record. Gene Ontology annotation, molecular function: ATP binding; MAP kinase activity. The transcript is spliced from 2 exons.